Folsomia candida is the source of this 2841-nucleotide messenger RNA. Its product is annotated as ras-GEF domain-containing family member 1B. The transcript has 13 exons. Lineage: Eukaryota; Metazoa; Arthropoda; Collembola; Entomobryomorpha; Isotomidae. Gene Ontology annotation, molecular function: guanyl-nucleotide exchange factor activity. The coding region runs from base 421 to 2658 and encodes 745 amino acids. Gene Ontology annotation, cellular component: plasma membrane. Gene Ontology annotation, biological process: Ras protein signal transduction; positive regulation of GTPase activity. The record is from RefSeq and is a predicted model, not a curated record.
UGAAAGUUAGUGGACUGAGACGCAUCAGCCAGACCCGCAGUUACGGAGCAUGAAUUAUUCUUCUCUGUGGGUUAUUUGGACCGUGAAGUGAUACGUUGUUUCAUCAGGCUUUAAAGUGAAGCAUAAAAAGGUAACACUUAUCGAUGGUCCUCAUAAGCUGCAGCAUUAAUCAAGAUGCCAACUACUGAAUUCCUGUGCAGUAUCAACUUAUUCGACUAAUUAAGUUUCGGCCAAGUAACAAAGUUGAGUUUCGCAUCAAAAAAUAAUUCCAGUCAAAACUACUGAAUAAUAUAACAAAGUUGAGUUAUACAUAAACACACUUGAACAUAAUUAUGGGCUGAAGUGAAAGUUUUUCUUGUCGUUGUGGGCGUCGUGAAAUUUUCUCGAAACUUAAUACUCUCCGCGUGGACGACAAACACGAUGGCAAUUUAUUAUUAUGUCCGGAAAAUUCAAAAAAGCUCCAAGAAGAACAGGACAAUUCAUCGCGACCCCAUCGCACUAAAUUCCAACGGUUCGAUCCCGUCCGUGGGAAGCAUCUGCACCCCGGUGAAAGCGAGCAACAAAGUGAGCGAGGUGGUGAUUGGUUCCGUGACUGGACCUGGUUUGGGGGCACCUUCGACCUCGUCCGUCAUGGGAGGAUCGUCCGCGUCCCCCUCCAUCAGUUCAGCCCAACUACAGCAAAACCCCAAUUUGUGUCAUGUCAUGGGCGGUUUUGGGAGUAAAGGUGGAAAUAGUGUUGGUGGUGGUGGUGGUGUGAUAGUGACGGUGACAAAAAACUGCCCAAGUAUCAGUUCCAAAAGUUCGAAUCCUUCCCCCAGUAUUCUCCAGCAUGCUCAGGUGUAUCCUACCAAUGACGCAGGCACGAGCGGCGUAGAAAGAGGGAUAAAUCCACACAAGAACUCUUCACACCUCGGGAAAGCAGUUAAUCAUCACGUGCUGUCGGGUAACCUUGUUUUCGACGAAGGACAUCUCCUUUCAGGGACGUUGGAGGGUUUGGUGGAUUAUUUGGUGCCAUCAGAAGACCACUUUCCCGACAAAUCGUUCGUUUUCGCUUUCAUUCUCUGCUCCAGAAUCUUCAUCCGUCCACAUCAACUCCUCGCCACUGUGCUCCAUCGUGCCUUUCUGAACAAGAAUGAUGAAGACUCGACUCGAAUUGUUCCAAAUUUAGUCCGCAUUUUGGGUGAAUGGACUCAAAUAUUUCCGUACGAUUUUCGUGACGACAACGGCCUGAUGAUGGCCAACGUUCGAGCAAUCACGCACAAAUGUGUUCAUAUCUGUCCAUCGAUGAAAACGGAAGUGUCCAUCCUUCUCACUUCGCUCCUCGACAAGCUCACCCUCCUAGAAAAGUUCGAGUCUAGCUUGGCCAAAAUUAAUUUGGAAGUUCAAAUGGCAUCCAAUCACGCAAUUGCGGAAGAGGAGUCUAAAUUAGUGAAAUUCUACUCCAGUCCACGUGUCAUAGCGGAACACUUGGCGUUGGUCGAGUUGGAACGAUUUUCCUUCAUUGGGGUGCAGGAAUUUAUACAGGCAUUCAUCAAGGAAAGCUGCUCACCACCAUCCAAUUCUACGACCACAUCAAAUUCCAACACGACUGGGGGUACGCCAAGUCCCAUCGUAAAUGCUCACGGAGGCAACGCAGGUAGACCAGGAAACAAAUCGAAGAAAUCUCGACUGGAAUCUUACGUAGAUUGGUUUCAUCGCCUAAAUCUCUGCGUCGCCACGGAUAUUUGCAAGAUCACUCGAAAGAAAGAGCGAGUUCGUGUCAUGGAGUUUUGGGCGAAAGUGGGGUCAGAUUCCGUCACUUUGGGCAAUUACAACUCUGCGAUUGCCGUUUUCACCGCAAUCAACUCUAACCCCGUCCGUCGUCUAGCAAAGUCGUGGUCCAAAUUCGCGGGACAAGAAGAUCUAUCCGCUCUAGAAUCAUGCUUCGACCCAUCCGACAACUUUUUCAGUUAUCGUUCCAGACUUAGCAAGGCUGAAGGUGCAGUAGAUGAGGCCGGAGUAAGUGGGUCGUCUUCGUCGUUUAUGGUGCUGCCAUUCUUCUCUCUUCUCAUCAAAGAUCUCUUUUUCCUUAAAGAAGCAGCUGCAUCAAGACUGCCAAACGGCCACCUCGCUUUCUCCAACUUUCUCCAGCUGGGCACCAAGCUGAGCGAAGUGAUGAGAUGGCAGGAGCACAAGGCGGACGAGCUGAACAAGGUGGCUAAUUUGCAACAUGUGAUACAAACUCUGCCUGCUUUCACCGAGUCGGCGUUGAUGUUGUCGUCCUUCGACUGCGAGGGUCCAGCCAACCCAGAGGAGGAAGCAAUCUUGGAAUCUUUACGACGGACCGUCCCACCACCUCCACCGGAGGAAGAAGAGCUGACCGACUCUUUUCAGUCCCUCCAAAUACCAUCGACCAGUUCUGGUUCCACUUCCGGUGUUCAUGAGGACGACUCGGUUGGACUCUCGCCAAGUGAAAUCCACAAACUUUUACAAUUUAAAUUUGGGCAAGGGACUUUUGUUUGUCCUCUAGUUUCCGAUGUAAUUCCAAACAACACAUGUACCAAUUUGAGCGGAGGUACUUUAGUCAGUAGUGAGGUCCAAGUUCAUCAGUUGCCCCAAACCAACAGGAAUAGUGGAGUAACUAAACAAAUCAAGUCCAAGCCACCUGUUCCCUUAUGACGAUUGUAAAUUAUAUAAGUACUUUAAGCUGAAAUAAUGCAUCUGUGAUUAGUAGAAAUUUUUAAAAUUUUAAAAUUAGUCAGAUUUUCUACCAGUAAAUAUAUUUGCGGUUUCAAAAUCCUACAUAAAUGUUAUUAUAUUUCUUAUGUCAAAAAAUAAAGUUGUUACACACAUUUUCACCAA